Messenger RNA from Scomber scombrus (Atlantic mackerel), 453 nucleotides. Its product is annotated as heme oxygenase 2-like. The transcript has 3 exons. Gene Ontology annotation, biological process: response to oxidative stress; heme catabolic process; heme oxidation. The annotation marks the transcript as partial. Lineage: Eukaryota; Metazoa; Chordata; Actinopteri; Scombriformes; Scombridae. The record is from RefSeq and is a predicted model, not a curated record. Gene Ontology annotation, molecular function: heme oxygenase (decyclizing) activity; heme binding.
ACUGACCUGUCAGAGAUGUUAGCAGAGGGGACCAAGGAUGCCCACGACAGAGCAGAGAACUGCCAGUUUGUCAAAGACUUCCUCAGAGGCCGCAUCAAAAGGGAGCUGUUUAAGAGAGGCACUGCAGCUCUAUACUUCGUCUACUCGGCCAUGGAAGAGGAGAUUGAGAAGAACAAAGAUCAUCCUCAGAUCGCUCCAAUCUAUUUCCCUGCAGAGCUGCACAGGCGCGAGGCUCUUGGUGAGGACCUCGAGUACUUCUAUGGAGAGGACUGGCAGACCCAGAUCAGCCUCUCUGCAGGCACCAAGCCUUACGUGGACCGCAUCCAUGAGGUAGGUGAGCAGGAUCCAGUGUUGUUGGUGGCCCACUCCUACACACGCUACAUGGGAGACCUCUCAGGUGGACAGAUCCUCAAGAAGGUGGCCCAGAGGGCACUGAAGCUCCCCUCAACCGGU